AUGGGACCAGGAAACCAAACAUGUGCCUCUGAAUUUCUCCUCCUGGGCCUUUCUGAGAAGCCAGAGCAGCAGCUGCCCCUCUUUGGGCUGUUCCUGGGCAUGUACAUGGUCACUUUGUCUGGGAAUCUGCUUAUGAUGUUGGCUAUUGGCUCUGACUCUCACCUCCACACCCCCAUGUACUUCUUCCUUUCUAAUCUGUCCUUGGUGGAUCUUUGUCUGGCAUCCACCACAGUACCCAAGAUGUUGGCUAACAUCAUGACACACAGUAAGGCCAUCUCCUAUGCGGGCUGCCUCACUCAGAUGUAUUUCUUCUCAGUCUUUGCUUGUCUGGACAAUUUCCUUCUUGCUGUGAUGGCUUAUGAUCGAUUUGUGGCCAUUUGUCACCCUCUGCGCUAUGUAACCAUCAUGAACCCACAGCUCUGUGGCCUGUUGGUUCUGAUCUCCUGUGUUCUUAGUCUUUUAGUCUCUCUCCUUCACAGUCUCAUGGUGAUGCAUCUCUCUUUCUGUAAAGACCAUGAAAUCCCAUACUUCUUCUGUGAUCUUACUCAGGUUCUGAAGCUCUCUUGUACUGACACCCUCAUCAACAACAUUUUGAUUUAUUUUACAACUGGCCUUCUGGGUAUUGUCCCCCUCACAGGGAUUCUUACUUCUUAUACACAGAUCUGUUCUUCAAUUUUGAAAGUCCCAUCUGCUGGGGGGAAGUAUAAAGCCUUUAUUACCUGUGGGUCUCACCUCUGUGUUGUUUCAUUAUUCUAUGGCACAGUUUUUGGAGUAUACAUGACCUCCUCAGCUACCCACUCCACUUGGAAGAGUACAGUUGCCUCAGUGAUGUAUGCUGUGGUAACCCCCAUGCUGAACCCCUUCAUCUAUAGCCUGAGGAAUAAGGACAUAAAGGAUGCCUUGAGGAAAUUCAUUAACAGAUCAACCUCUUCUCAAUGA
This is a messenger RNA of Dromiciops gliroides (monito del monte), 939 nucleotides long. RefSeq names its product olfactory receptor 7G3-like. Gene Ontology annotation, biological process: G protein-coupled receptor signaling pathway. Gene Ontology annotation, molecular function: G protein-coupled receptor activity; olfactory receptor activity. NCBI's taxonomy places the organism in Eukaryota, Metazoa, Chordata, Mammalia, Microbiotheria, Microbiotheriidae. Bases 1 to 939 code for a protein of 312 amino acids. The record is from RefSeq and is a predicted model, not a curated record. Gene Ontology annotation, cellular component: membrane. The transcript has a single exon.